AACAUUUUUUAAAGAGAAAAUGAGAAAGAAGAUGCACACCGCGUUACAGAGCUAUUCAACGGCAGACCUCUCUCCCAAGAGUCGUCGCGUAUAGAGGGCCAAUUGUCAUCCAAUUGCCAAUUGUUAACUUCUCACAAUUUACAAACCCACUGUUCUAAUGUAAUUUCCCAAGUUCUCAUCACCGACACCACCUCAUCCUACAUUCUCACACCACCAAGUCAAUUUCUCUCUCUCUCUCUCACCGACUCUCAGAUCUUGUUCUUCCUUCUUCGAAACCUAAGGGGCUUUCUAGCUUAUCAAUUCAAUCCUCAAAGCUUCAUCAUCAACGACAACAACAAUGGUGGCAAAAGGGAGAUACCCUCGAGGUCCUUCUCGGAAAUCGUCUUCUUCCACACUCGUUAUCGCCAUGGUAAUGAUGUUCUCUUUCCUCAUAGUCAUCCUUCUCGCUCUCGGAAUUCUCUCCAUUCCCAGCGCUUCUCGUGCCUCUCCUCAGGCACACGAUCUCACUUCCAUCGUUCACAACACCGUUGACAGGACUGAUGAAGAUGAUGGGGGUGCAGAUCAGUGGGUUGAAGUCAUCUCUUGGGAGCCGAGAGCUUUCGUUUAUCAUAAUUUCUUGUCUAAGGAAGAAUGUGAAUACCUAAUCGAUCUUGCUAAGCCCCAUAUGCAAAAGUCAACUGUUGUAGAUAGCUCGACUGGCAAGAGUCAAGAUAGUAGGGUACGUACGAGCUCUGGUACCUUUCUGUCUAGAGGACGUGAUAAAGUAAUUCGGAAAAUUGAGAAAAGGAUUGCAGAUUUCACCUUCAUACCUGUAGAGCAUGGGGAAGGACUUCAAAUUCUCCACUAUGAGGUUGGCCAAAAAUAUGAACCUCACUUUGACUACUUUGCUGAUGAGUUUAAUACAAAAAAUGGAGGUCAACGCAUUGCUACAGUUCUAAUGUACCUCUCAGAUGUUGAAGAAGGGGGUGAGACAGUAUUCCCUGCUGCCAAAGGAAAUUAUAGUUCUGUGCCUUGGUGGAAUGAGCUAUCUGAAUGUGGGAAAGGGGGACUUUCUGUUAAACCAAAGAUGGGUGAUGCAUUGCUUUUUUGGAGCAUGAAGCCUGAUGCAACUCUGGAUGCUUCAAGUUUGCACGGUGGCUGCCCCGUUAUUAAAGGGAACAAGUGGUCUUCUACAAAAUGGAUGCGCGUCAAUGAGUACAAGGUUUAAUUUACAGUCUGGAAGGUUUGCGAAUGAGUUCAUUUGGGUAUACUGUUGUAUUCUUUGUAUCAAAUGGUGAUAGAAUUUCAAGCGGGAGCUCCUCGGGUGUUGGAGUGUCAAAGUCUGGGAUAAAACCUUCAUACAUUAGUUACAUGCUUCAUGCCAUCAAUUUUGAUUUACAGACUAUCUUCCUUCUAACUUUUAUGCUUUGUUGGGUUUCCAUCUAUGUUGUCAUAAAAGGGUGGGGAAAUUUCAAAUGAACUUCAAACUUAUCAACUACAUAAGGAGAUUGAAUUGCUGAGUGAUUCACUGACACCUAAAUUCUGAAACAAAAUUAUAUAUAUAUUUGGUGAAUAUAUAGAUAUGGUUUUUUUUUA
Camellia sinensis is the source of this 1575-nucleotide messenger RNA. Its product is annotated as putative prolyl 4-hydroxylase 10. Gene Ontology annotation, cellular component: endoplasmic reticulum. NCBI's taxonomy places the organism in Eukaryota, Viridiplantae, Streptophyta, Magnoliopsida, Ericales, Theaceae. Gene Ontology annotation, biological process: peptidyl-proline hydroxylation to 4-hydroxy-L-proline. Gene Ontology annotation, molecular function: iron ion binding; procollagen-proline 4-dioxygenase activity; L-ascorbic acid binding. The record is from RefSeq and is a predicted model, not a curated record.